AUGAAAAUUCAACUCAAGCGCACCGCUGGGUUUGGUUUUCUGAAGACUGUCAGCAACCAUCCGAAACCCGACGAUGAAGCAGUCAUCGCUAUGGCUCGAGUCGAAGAUGACGUUAGUUCCUGGUUCCAUGACUCUAUUCAAGAUCUUCCAGUCACUCACAAGAGCCUGAAGAUCGCCACUAAGAAGGAUGCCGUGCUCCAGAAGAUAAUUUCCUACGCACAGGGUUCCUGGCCAUCACGGUGCGAAAGUAUCAAAGAUGUAGAAGUUCGAUCUUUCUUCAGCCGUCGAGAUUCCUACUCCGUAAUUGACGACUGUAUCAUGAUGGCGGAUCGAAUUGUAGUUCCCAAAAGCCUGCAGAAAAGGAUCCUCAAGCAAGUUCAACAAGGACAUCCUGGCAUCGAACGGGCAAAAGCUAUCGCUCGUGGAAUCGUUUUCUGGCCGACAAUAGAUGAAGACAUCACCAACUACGUUCGUAGAUGCCCAAGCUGUGCGAAUGCUGUAAAAUCUCCACCACAUGCUCAACUACAACCGUGGCCCCGAGCUGAAGGACCCUGGCAACGACUCCACUUCGAUUUCGCUGGACCUGUGGAUGGAAAAUACUAUUUAGUUGUGGUGGAUUCUUUCUCAAAGUGGUCGGAAAUACUGCAAACUCGUUACCCGACUAUUUCCACAACGACCACAUUUCUUCGAGAAUGCUUCGCAAGAUUUGGAAUUCCUACAGUCAUUGUGUCGGACAAUGGAAGCCAGUUCACCAGUGCUGAAUUCCGUGAUUUCUGCGAAGGAUUUGGGAUCGUCCAUUUCCGUACAGCUCCGUAUCAUCCACAAUCAAACGGGCAAGCGGAGAGGUUUGUGGACACCUUGAAAAGAUCGCUGAAGAAAAUUGUCGACGGAGGAGAGAGGUCAACUCUUACUGCACUUCAAACGUUCCUGUACGUCUACAGAUCCAUUCCAUCAGCGGUUCUGAGUGGACAAUCUCCAGCCGAGGUAAUGCUUGGACGCAAGAUGAGGACAACUUUGGACCUGUUACGACCGUCACCCAAACCAGAAUUUCACCCACAACAUCAACCAGUCAAGCGAAGUUUCGUAGCUGGUGCUCGAGUUUAUGCUAAAGUCUACUCUGCAAACGAGAAGUGGAAGUGGAUGCCCGGUGUUGUACUCGAAGCUAUUGGCAACGUCAACUACAACAUAUUAUUGGACUGCCAAGUUGGUCGACGCAAAGUGCUACGUUCGCACAUUGAUCAACUCCGAACGGAAAUGGAAGAAGUUGCUCCUGCACCAGCAUCUUGA
Molecule: messenger RNA, 1287 nt
Organism: Toxorhynchites rutilus septentrionalis
Lineage: Eukaryota; Metazoa; Arthropoda; Insecta; Diptera; Culicidae
Exons: 1
Coding region: 1-1287 (428 amino acids)
Biological process (GO): DNA integration
Molecular function (GO): nucleic acid binding
Source: RefSeq, a predicted model, not a curated record